AUCAAGCCAUAUAACCAGUUUCAACUAACGGACUCCGUGAAUACUUUUGAUACCACCAUAAGGUAUCUCAGAUAUACGUGGUUAAGUAAUCUCACGUAGUUUCACGAAAACGAUCGACGAUUUCAUUUCGUUCCUUCGAAAAACUUUGUGGUGUUUGUUGUUCCAAUUGAGAAUAUCUAUGGGACGACAUAGAAUGAAUCUUUUCGUGGCUUUAUUUGUGAUAUUUAUCCUUCGUAACAACGUAUUGGGUGUAUCAAAUAACCCGAAUGACAGCAGUGACGUGACGGAUGAUCAAUCAUCAGGGGCUAAGUUUUUCUACACCCCGGAGCCACGAGCCGAUAUUCGCCAGUACUACGAUGUACCAUCGAUCGGUAACAUUUACCGACCGUACCCAUCAAUCGAUAAAAGAAAGUGUCCGCUUUGCGAUAGCUCCAUAUAUCCCUAUUGCAGUGAGAAAUUGUUACAUGAUGCUUGCUGUUGCACAAAUCCUUACAUCGAAGAAUUGCCAUAUCAAUGCAAAUUGGCUGAUUGUCGAUUUUUACAUGCCAACAGUUGCAGAGAACAUCGACUUAUAGCGAAUUGUUGUUGUAGCGACGAUUAUCGUUCCUUAUUGAAAACUUUCGCGACGAAGACAUCGUCCUUGUCCUCGUCGUAGUUUUAUCCAACAAAAAGAACGAAGAAAAUUAAGCGGAAAUAUCUAAAUAGAACUUUCUUCAUCAUCAUUUUCUUCUUCGUCUUCUUCUUUCUUGUCAAAGUUCAUCGCGCAAAUGAACGCUUCUUCGUGCGACGUAAAAGAAAACUGGGUCAAUGAAAUCGUGACAAGGGCUGCUUGAUUAUUAAUUAUCCGAGUCAAUUAAUCUUGAAUUGCAUUCAAUAAAAUUACACUGGUAUAAAAAUGUUCUUGCUUGUUCUCAUUAUUUUAUCACGACCGAUAACAGACAAUCUUCAUUUAUUAUUAUCAUUUCUUAUUUCUCCCCACCUCAUUCUUUCACUUCUCAAUAUA
Messenger RNA from Vespa mandarinia (Asian giant hornet), 1003 nucleotides. RefSeq lists its product as uncharacterized. Lineage: Eukaryota; Metazoa; Arthropoda; Insecta; Hymenoptera; Vespidae. The record is from RefSeq and is a predicted model, not a curated record.